Messenger RNA from Acanthosepion pharaonis, 945 nucleotides. Lineage: Eukaryota; Metazoa; Mollusca; Cephalopoda; Sepiida; Sepiidae. The record is from the annotation of a GenBank genome assembly.
AUGAGGGAAAUAGCAAGUAACCUAUCCAAUCAGAAGGAAACAGCAAGAAACCUAUCUAUUCAGAAGGGAAUAGCAAGUAACCUAUCUAUACAGAAGGGAAUAGCAAGUAACCUAUCUAAUCAGAAAGAAACAGCAAGUAACCUAUCUAUACAGAAGGGAAUAGCAAGUAACCUACCUAUACAGAAGGGAAUAGCAAGUAACCUACCUAAUCAGAAAGAAACAGCAAGUAACCUAUCCAAUCAGAAGGAAACAGCAAGCAACCUAUCUAUUCAGAAGGGAAUAGCAAGUAACCUAUCUAUACAGAAGGGAAUAGCAAGUAAACUAUUUAUUCAAAGGGGAACAGCAAGUAACAUAUCCAAUCAGAAGGAAACAGCAAGCAACCUAUCUAUUCAGAAGGGAAUAGCAACAAGUAAUCUAUCUAUUCAGGGGGAAAUAGCAAGUAACCUAUCUAAUCAGAACGAAACGGCAAGUAACCUAUCUAUUCAGAAGGGAAUAGCAAGUAACCUAUCUAUACAGAAGGGAAUAGCAAGUAACCUAUCUAUACAGAAGGGAAAUAGCAAUGGGGGAACAGCAAGUAAGAUACCUAUCGAUAUAGAAGGAAUAGCAAGUAAUCUAUCUAUUCAGGGGGAAAUAGCAAGCAACCUAUCUAAUCAGAACGAAACGGCAAGUAACCUAUCCAAUCAGAAGGAAACAGCAAGUAACCUAUCUAUUCAGAAUGGAAAUAGCAAGAAACGGCAAACAACCUAUCUAUUCAGAAGGGAAAUAGCAAGUAACCUAUUUAAUCAGAGGGAAACAGCAAGAAACCUAUCUAUUCAGACGGGAAUAGCAAGUAACCUAUGUAUACAGAAGGGAAUAGCAAGUAACCUAUCUAAUCAGAAAGAAACAGCAUAUAACCUAUCCAAUCAGAAAGAAACGGCAAGCAACGUAUCUAUCAGAAGGGAAUAG